Molecule: messenger RNA, 2100 nt
Organism: Mesorhabditis belari
Lineage: Eukaryota; Metazoa; Nematoda; Chromadorea; Rhabditida; Rhabditidae
Source: the annotation of a GenBank genome assembly
AUGCCAUUGAGAUACGGGACUUUUGGGUUUAACUCGUCGGAAUCGUCAUUUCAAAACGGACAACAACAGCAGAAAGUAGUGCAACGACAAGGGAGAAAUAAAUGCGGAUAUCGAAGUGCAAUCGUCUCUGCGGGCAUUUUGUCGGUCAUCGUUUUAGGCGCUCUUUCAGCAGCGGCCUUCUUUGGUGGCCUUUCUGGAUUUGGUUUACAUACACCAGACGUUUUUCAAGAGGAUCGAACCUUAACCGUAAACGAUAAAAAAUGCAAACCCGGUCCCGCCCCGUUGGUGAUCUUUUCGUUUGACGGAUUUGCUCGCGCGUAUUUGAAUCGCAAGAUGAUGAAAAGUUUCGAUUUCAUGGCCGAAAAUGGAGUGAAGGCAGAGUACAUGUUGCCCUCAUUUCAAUCCAAAACCUUUCCCAAUCACUACACGGUAGCCACCGGUCUCUACCCAGGAUUUCAUGGAAUUGUCGAUGCAAGGGUCUAUGAUUCUUCAAUAAACGACACACCGACAAAUGUUAGAGACGCUGAUCAGAGUGCCUUUUACAAGUACAAUGGAGAGCCGAUUUGGGCGCUGUUCAAUCGACUAAAUGGUGGCCGAGUCGCGUGUUUUCAGUUCCCAGGAUGUGUAAACUAUCCGGAUAACAAACCCGAUCCACUCGAUCCUUUUCAUGAUCAUCUGAGCAAUCGAGCUGUCUUUGACAAGGUGAUCGAGCAAAUUCAAAAGGACGAUAAAUCUUCAUCGGAUCUCAUUUUGGUGUAUUUGGACGAGCCGGAUAACACGAGACACGGAACAAGAGAAAAUUCGUCAAAAAUUGACCUAAUUUUGCAUCGAUUGGACAUAAAUUUGCAGCGAUUUUUCGCGACGCUGAAGCGACUGGAGAAACUUGAGUGCACAAAUGUGAUCGUUCUGUCGGAUCAUGGUUUUAUGAAUGUGGACAGAGUCGUGAAUUUAUCCAAAUUCGGACUACCGCAAAACGAUUUUGUGAUAACGGGAGUGGUGACACGCGUGCACGAAAAUGAGGAAACAAAAACCGCCAAGUUUCUCCGUGAUCUACCGUGUGAUUCACAGAAUAAUGGAUUUCGAACAUUUUCAAGACGAACACUUCCACCGAGACUCCACUAUGCGGUUACGAAAAGAGCGGGAGAUUUGCUAUUGUUGGCUGAACCGGGAACGAUUUUAAGAAACUCUGAAGAGAUAAUGAAGCUUCAAAAUUUGGGAAGCAAUCACGGGUGGGACUACACGAUUCAUGAAAUGCAAACGAUAUUCUUCGCGAUGGGUCCCGCUUUCAAGAAAAAAACCGUCAUCUCACCGUUUCAAAAUGUUGAGCUGUUCAACCUUUUUGCCGAACUUCUUGGCGUGGAGAUUCCACAGAAUAAUGGCACACUUGGGGCUUUAUGGUCGGCACUGCAAUUUCCCAAGAAGCAGAGAAUGGAUCCUUUCUAUGAGAACAAUCGACCGAUACAGAAAUGCUCCUCACCUCUGGAACAAGCGAGUCUCUUUGAACAAGCUAAACAACAUAUUUUGGGUGUAUUCGAAGAAAAAUUCCCAAUCAAAUUCCAAGAUUCUGAAGAAAUGGUUUGUUUUGAGGAAAUUGAAAGUGAUGUUCAUCGAGUGUCAACAGAAACAGGAGGAGUUGCUUUGAUCGAAAGAAGCGCCACCGUGGCAAAUCAAGAAGAAUCAAAUGUGCUACUUUUCAACGAACCGAUGACGAACGAGUUUCGCGACAAAUUUUGGCUUCCAUUACAACAAAAAACCCGCGAGUAUCGAGAGAGAUUUGCGAAAAUGGGUGUAAUCACUGGAACGGUGGACAGUCACGGUGAUCGUUAUCUUUAUCGGGUUCUGCAUCGGUGUGAGGAUGGGAAAUGGGAUGACGAUCGUUGGCAUUGUGAAGAUUCAACUCAAACGCGUACUUUGGCUUUCUUAGUGCCGAUGAAGUUCGCGGAUCGAAAUUGUUUGCCCCCCGAUGAGCUCUUAUUCGCCUACACGGCUCGGGUAAAGGACAUCGAAACGAUCUCGGGGCUUCGCUUUUUUAUCGAUCAACACAAAAUCCCCUACGAGAUGACCGUGAAAAUAAAAACGAAUGUAACAAUAAACUUGUGG